AUGGCUUUAUUGGAAACUAGACUGAGUGGUGAAAGGGCAGAUAGAGCUAUUCGUCGUCUUGGUUUCUCUGGUCACUAUCAUCAGGAUGUUGUUGGCUACUCUGGUGGUAUUUGGGUACUUUGGAACACUGAUGAAGUUUCAGUGGAGGUUCUUUUUUCACACCAUCAAUUGGUGCACACAAAAAUAACAUGUGUUAAAGAAAAUAAAGAGGAGUUCAUGACUUUCAUUUAUGCUAGUCCGCGUAGACAGGAGCAUAUCCAUCUUUGGGAGCUUCUGUCUUCUCUGUUCGAUCAAUCCAUGAGGGAUGUGACCUGGGGGAUAGCUGGGGAUUUCAAUACUUAUUUGUAUGAUUAUGAGAAAAUUGGUGGUAAUGGGCAUAACUGGAAUAGCAUGAGGGAGUUUCAAGAUUGUUUAGAUGAAUGUCAUCUGUCUGACAUUGGAAACCAAGGUCCCACUUUCACUUGGCAAAGAAGGAAUCUUCAGGAACGACUUGAUAGGGUUUGUACUAAUGACAAAUGGAACAUGGUUUUUCCUAACCGUGUGGCUUUCAACUUACCUUUUUUUGGAUCAGAUCACAGACCUGUGUUAAUUUGGGAAGGUCAGCCUACUAUUCAUCCGAGAGGGGAUCGUCCAUUCUGUUUCCUUGCAUCCUGGUUAACAGAAAAUUCUUUCCAUGAUGUGGUCAAUGGUUGUUAG
Messenger RNA from Gastrolobium bilobum, 696 nucleotides. RefSeq lists its product as uncharacterized. The transcript has a single exon. The record is from RefSeq and is a predicted model, not a curated record. The coding region runs from base 1 to 696 and encodes 231 amino acids. NCBI's taxonomy places the organism in Eukaryota, Viridiplantae, Streptophyta, Magnoliopsida, Fabales, Fabaceae. Gene Ontology annotation, molecular function: catalytic activity.